AUGGCAUUUACAGGAACUUUGGAUAAAUGCAAGGCUUGUAACAAGACUGUUUACGUGGUUGACAUGAUGUCUCUUGAAGGAGUGCCUUACCAUAAAUCCUGCUUCAAAUGCAGCCAUUGCAAAGGAACUCUCUCGAUGAGCAGCUACUCCUGGAUGGAUGGAGUCCUCUACUGCAAGCCUCAUUUUGAGCAGCUUUUCAAGGAAUCUGGAAAUUUUAGUAAGAAUUUCCAGACAGCAAAGUCUUCUGAGAGACAGAAUGAUCAACUGGCAAGGGCCCCCAGCAAGCUCUCUUCCUUGUUCUCUGGAACCCAAGACAAAUGUGCCACUUGCUCAAAAACUGUUUAUCCUCUGGAGAAGGUCUCACUGGAAGGAGAGUGUUACCAUAAGUCAUGCUUCAGGUGUGCUCAUGGAGGGUGUCCUCUUACACACUCAUCCUAUGCUGCUCUUGAUGGAGUGCUCUACUGCAAGCACCACUUUCAGCAGCUCUUCAUGGAGAAGGGCAACUACAGCCAUGUCCUCAAAGCGGCUGCUAACAAGAAAAACGCCACUCCACCACCCGAGACAGCUGAUCAGUCAUCGUAACCGGCGGUUUCCGACAUCUAGGCACAAUUAAGGCUAAUCUUAAAUGA
This is a messenger RNA of Morus notabilis, 629 nucleotides long. RefSeq names its product LIM domain-containing protein PLIM2b. Gene Ontology annotation, biological process: actin filament bundle assembly. Gene Ontology annotation, molecular function: actin filament binding. Gene Ontology annotation, cellular component: actin cytoskeleton; plasma membrane. The record is from RefSeq and is a predicted model, not a curated record. The coding region runs from base 1 to 582 and encodes 193 amino acids. The transcript has 5 exons. NCBI's taxonomy places the organism in Eukaryota, Viridiplantae, Streptophyta, Magnoliopsida, Rosales, Moraceae.